Messenger RNA from Spirodela intermedia, 1658 nucleotides. The record is from the annotation of a GenBank genome assembly. Lineage: Eukaryota; Viridiplantae; Streptophyta; Magnoliopsida; Alismatales; Araceae.
AUGGAAACUCCGGCGACCGGCGGAGCAAACGGCGGCGGGAUGGGGGCGGCGGCGGGAGGUGCGGGAUCUGUGCUCAGCAUGUCGCCAGGAUCGUCCCUGUCUGUCAGAUACGGCUCUCAAUUUGGUCCUCACGACGAUCUUGUUCUCCUCGAGGUGGACGACGGCCUCCUCCACGAGAUCCUUCAUAAGGGGUAUCGAUUCUCUCUUCCUCUUUCUCUCUCCCGACGGAGUUCGAUUUCUCAAGGAUUACAUUCUCGGGGACGGAUCCUUUGGGAAAAUCGGAGAUGAUGAUCGUCGGUGUUGAGCAGAGUUCUACAUUCCUGGCUCGGGGAUCUAUUUUGUAAAUCAGGUUGCAUAUUCGCGUGUCGCAUUCAUUUUCUCGGCUUACGAGUUGGAGUUCACUGAUGAUGAUGAUGACGAUGUUCAAGUAUCGUAGAUCGAAUUCAAUGUAGCUUUUCACUCUUGUAGUGUGGCCGUAAGAGGGCAACCAGACGAAGACGCAGUUCUCUGCACUGCUUCCGCUACGUACGCGAUGAAGUUCGUCGGCACCUCGAACUCAGUCUUCCUCAUACCUCCUGGAGAUGGCGAUUCAGAGAUCCGCGAGAAUGGAAUGGUUCGUUGCGAGCCAAGCAAGAGCUCAGAGUUCCCGCAAACGAUUGCAUCUGUGUUCAAAGUGGCUCCUGGGAAUAUAGAGCUCGUUCCAGUCGCCCCAAGGCUGGAGAAGCUGAAAUCCCUCCUCAGCGAGAGGCCCUACACGCUGGAGGAGGAGGACGACUACGCGAUGGAGACGGAGAACAGCUGCGCGAGGUCUGAUCGCAGCGGUCUCUACAGAUGGACAGAUCUCGUCAACCUGAUCCAGGCCAGCGACGAGGAACUGAUGGCCGGAUUGAGGUCUCUAUCCGCCGUGGAGAUUGGCGGAUUCUGGAGACUUGUCGCCGAGGAUUCCAUUGACGAGAUCCUGAAGAUGACGCUGAACAACUGCAUCAUUCACGAGUGGCAAACAAACUCCAUGAAGGAACAUGAAGUCGUGCCGAUGCUGGUGUCCGAUGGAUAUCCCCAUGCCAUUGUCCUCCACUGCCUAGCCACUUACGGGCAUAAGAGCGAGGACCCAGGGGGUCCCAUCUGGAGCCUGAACGAGAAACCAGUGUGUCUACACUUCGCCAGGCGGGCUCUCCGCGGAGGGAAGAUGAAGCUGGAAGCCUUCAUGGAGAAGUGGAAGUCAACCCUUCCUCAGGGGAUGCGCGCUGACUUGGGGAUGCUGGAGGGGGAGGUGCUGUACGAAAUCCUUGGCCUCGAGACCUGGAUUCGAGCUUUCAGCGUCUCCGGACUUCCAUCAACACCUGAAGAACGAUUCUCUGCUCUGUUUCAAGAACGGGCGAAGUGGGCGUGGAAAGACCUGCACCCAUAUAUCAGGUAAACCCCAGAUUCUUCCUCAAGCGAUGAAUCUGUGCAUCCUUCCCAUCUCUUCUUCUUCCUCUUCAGAUUCUUCCUCGGGACAUUAUGAAUCUGCAGACCUAAGAUUCUUCUUUUCAUCAUCAUCUUCUUCUCCCACCAGGGACUUGCGCAUACCCGGGCUCUCGUCGGAAGCUCUGCUCAUCAAGUACACUCGAAGAACACAACCCACUGCGGAGGCCGAACCCAUCUUCAGCGCGAGGUAG